GAGCGUGACAGGCUCCCUAGGAUAGGGAUAGGCUUGCCAAAUCCGAAUACCGAGCUGAGGUGGCGCUGACAUGAUUUUAACCAACCGAAACCUGAAAUGCUCAACUCAAGAAUCGGAACCCUCCCUAACGGAGUCUCCGAGUUUCCUGAGAAGGAUCCGAGGCAGAGGGAGAAACAGAAACAAUGAGGAUCAAGGAAGAAAGUAAUGGAGUCUCGGCGUCCAGAAAUCACUUGGUCUUCGCUUAUUACGUCACUGGCCAUGGUUUCGGCCAUGCCACUCGUGUUGUCGAGGUGGUCCGGCACCUAAUACUUGCCGGGCAUGAUGUACACGUAGUGACUGGUGCUCCGGAAUUUGUUUUUACCUCCGAGAUACAGUCCCCUCGCCUCUUCAUACGAAAGGUUUUAUUGGACUGUGGAGCAGUUCAGGCAGAUGCAUUGACAGUGGAUCGUCUUGCCUCCUUGGAAAAGUAUUCAGUCACAGCUGUUUUGCCCCGGGCUUCUAUUUUGGAAACAGAAGUAGCAUGGCUGAACUCCAUCAAAGCUGACUUAGUGGUCUCGGAUGUUGUUCCAGUUGCAUGUCGUGCAGCAGCUGAUGCUGGAAUUCGCUCUGUUUGUGUCACGAACUUCAGUUGGGACUUCAUCUAUGCAGAGUAUGUCAUGGAUGCUGGAAAUCAUCAUCGCUCCAUAGUGUGGGAGAUAGCAGAGGACUAUUCCCAUUGUGAGUUCCUAAUCCGCCUCCCAGGAUAUUGCCCAAUGCCUGCUUUCCGUGAUGUUAUUGAUGUGCCUCUGGUUGUUAGGAGGUUACACAGAUCCCGCAAGGAGGUGAGGAAGGAGCUUGGAAUUGGGGAGGAUGUGAAGCUAGUUAUCCUAAACUUUGGUGGACAGCCAGCUGGUUGGAAUCUGAAAGAGGAGUACCUACCUUCUGGUUGGUUGUGCCUGGUUUGUGGUGCUUCUGACACCCAGGAUCUUCCACCAAAUUUUGUGAAGCUUGCAAAAGAUGCUUAUACACCCGAUCUUAUGGCAGCAUCUGAUUGUAUGCUUGGAAAAAUUGGAUAUGGAACUGUCAGUGAAGCCCUUGCAUACAAGUUACCAUUUGUCUUUGUUCGGAGAGAUUAUUUCAAUGAAGAGCCGUUUUUGAGAAAUAUGCUUGAGUAUUAUCAAGGUGGUGUUGAGAUGAUAAGAAGGGAUUUACUCACUGGACACUGGAAACCUUACCUUGAACGUGCAAUAAGUUUGAAACCCUGCUAUGAAGGAGGCAUCAAUGGUGGUGAGGUAGCAGCUCAAAUCCUGCAGGAGACAGCUAUUGGUAAAAACUAUACAUCAGAUAAGCUUAGUGGGGCAAGGAGAUUGCGUGAUGCUAUCAUUCUUGGGUAUCAACUUCAAAGGGUCCCAGGACGAGAUAUCUUAAUCCCAGAAUGGUAUGCAAGUGCUGAAAAUGAACUUGGUAUUUCUAGUGGAUCACCAACUUACCAGAAGUCUGAGAAUAGCUACCUAACAAACUCAUGCACCGAAGACUUUGAGAUUCUUCAUGGGGAUCCUCAAGGCUUUCCAGAUACAAUAAUGUUCUUAAAGAGCCUGGCAGAACUAGAUGUUGUAUCUGAGUCUGAAAGGACUCCUGAGAAACGCCAGAUACGGGAGCGUAAGGCUGCUGCUGGACUCUUCAAUUGGGAGGAGGAAAUCUUUGUGGCGAGAGCACCUGGAAGGUUGGAUGUUAUGGGAGGGAUUGCUGACUAUUCAGGAAGUCUUGUCUUGCAGCUGCCAAUAAGAGAAGCAUGCCAUGUUGCCGUGCAAAGGAAUCAUCCAAGUAAACAUAGGCUUUGGAACCAUGCCUUGGCUCGACAGCAAGCCAAAGGACAAGGAUUGACACCCGUCCUGGAAAUAGUAUCAUAUGGUUCUGAAUUAAGCAAUCGUGGCCCAACCUUUGACAUGGACUUAGCUGAUUUUAUGGAUGGAGAGCAGCCAAUGUCAUAUGAAAAGGCGAAGAAGUAUUUUGCCCGGGAUCCAUCUCAAAAGUGGGCAGCAUAUGUUGCAGGGACAAUUCUGGUUUUAAUGACAGAACUUGGUGUACGCUUUGAAAACAGUAUCAGUAUGCUGGUUUCUUCUGCAGUCCCAGAAGGCAAAGGUGUAUCUUCUUCUGCCGCUGUGGAGGUUGCUAGCAUGUCUGCCCUGGCUGCUGCUCAUGGGUUAAGCAUCAGUGCCAGAGAUCUUGCUUUGCUCUGCCAAAAGGUGGAGAAUCACAUUGUUGGAGCUCCAUGUGGCGUGAUGGACCAGAUGACUUCGGCUUGUGGUGAAGCCAACAAACUUCUAGCAAUGGUUUGCCAGCCUGCUGAGAUUGUUGGGCUUGUAGAAAUUCCUAGCCAUAUCCGAUUUUGGGGAAUUGACUCAGGAAUACGACAUAGUGUUGGUGGUGCAGACUAUGGAUCCGUCAGAAUUGGCGCCUUUAUGGGUCGCAAGAUGAUAAAGUCUAUAGCAUCUUCUAUGUUCUGUCAGUCAUUGCCAAGCUUUAGUGGGGAAAACAUAGAUGAAUUGGAGGAUGGUGGUGUUGAACUAAUUGAAGCUGAAGCAUCAUUAGAUUAUUUGUGUAACUUGUCACCUCACAGAUAUGAGGCUUUUUAUGCUAAGAUGCUUCCUGAGUCCAUGCUUGGCGAGAAAUUUCUGGAGAAAUAUGCUGAUCACAAUGAUUCUGUCACAGUAAUUGAUCCUAAGCGUAAUUAUGGAGUGACAGCGGCUGCUAAACAUCCAAUAUAUGAAAAUUUCCGUGUCAAGGCCUUCAAAGCACUUCUAACCUCGGCAACCUCAGACGAGCAACUUACAGCUCUUGGAGAACUAUUGUAUCAGUGUCACUACAGCUAUAGUGCUUGCGGACUUGGCUCUGAUGGGACCGAUAGGCUUGCAAAGUUAGUACAGGCAAUGCAGCAUAGUAAAUCUGAUGAUGGGACCUUAUAUGGAGCCAAAAUUACUGGUGGAGGUUCUGGUGGAACUGUUUGCGUCGUUGGCAAGAACUGUCUGCGAAGCAGCCAACAGAUUAUUGAGAUUCAACAGAGAUACAAAAAUGCAACAGGCUAUUUGCCAUUUGUCUUCGAAGGCUCAUCACCUGGUGCCGGGAGGUUUGGCCAUCUGAAAAUACGCCGUCGCACCUCUAGUAAGCUAACUUAAGUGGCGGCUACAUUAAAGUCUCCUGGCUAAUGAUUGCAAGAUAAACGAUUAUGCUAUUUAAUGGAAACAGAUCAAGUCUCCUGGCUACAUUAAAGUAAAAGCUUUGACGCGGGCUGACUUUGAUUCUAUCUCUCACCUGGACAUUUUCUGGGUGUAUGGCAAUUUACGUACUCCAGUAAUAAAAUCAAUAAGUUUAUCGUUUU
Carya illinoinensis is the source of this 3358-nucleotide messenger RNA. RefSeq names its product L-arabinokinase-like. The transcript is spliced from 30 exons. Gene Ontology annotation, biological process: carbohydrate phosphorylation; galactose metabolic process. The coding region runs from base 183 to 3155 and encodes 990 amino acids. The record is from RefSeq and is a predicted model, not a curated record. Lineage: Eukaryota; Viridiplantae; Streptophyta; Magnoliopsida; Fagales; Juglandaceae. Gene Ontology annotation, molecular function: ATP binding; galactokinase activity.